AUGAUUCAAGAGCAAAGGCCCGGCCCGAUCCCCCUCGCUAUCGGGCCUCUGCCUCCUCUUUUUCUUCUUCUUAUACGGUAUUCCUCGGGCCCUUGCUUGGGCCUCCCUCACCUCCCUCAAAUAAACCCUAACCGCCCGGUCAGCAAACGGGUUCGACUCGGGCAGCCCGCCGUUCUCCUCGUAGGCCGCCCUCAGGCGGCCCACGAGGGCGUCCAGGCUGCCCCACGCCUGCCUGAGCGGGCAGCCGCACGGGCCCGGCGGGUCGGGCUGCCCGAAAAACGGGCACCCGUCCACGUGGACCUUGGUCUUCCCGAACUGGUCGAGGUAGCGCAUGAAGUCGAGCACGUGGGUGUAGGCUGA
Striga asiatica is the source of this 360-nucleotide messenger RNA. The record is from the annotation of a GenBank genome assembly. Lineage: Eukaryota; Viridiplantae; Streptophyta; Magnoliopsida; Lamiales; Orobanchaceae.